AUGGAGGUGAACCUGAAGAAAUCGAUAAUGAGUGUUAGAGUACUGAUUGGCAUGCUGGUGGUACAAGUGAUUGCAACAGGACUGCAACUUCUUUCUAGGGUUAUACUGAGUCAAGGAACCUUUCUUUUCGCUCUACUGGCGUAUCGAAAUGCAGUUGGUGCUAUUUGUGUUCUUCCUUUUGCUCUCUACUGGGAAAGAGAUGGAUUAAAGAAGGAUAUCAAUGGCUAUGGGAUUAUUCUAUUUGGGACUAAAGGACACCACAGCUACAUAUGCCACCAAUUUCUUGAAUCUAAUCCCAGUUAUCACCUUUAUCUUCUCAACUAUCCUAAGUAUAUAUUACGUUCUGUAUUGUCUGGUCUACUGAGGACGUUUAUUAAGGAAACUAGCUUAUGUGGCAAUUCAAUUUUCCUUGUACUGAGAAGAAUAGAGAAACUGAGAGUGAAUACAAAGGCUGGCAAAGUCAAAACCCUAGGUGCAGUAAUAUGCCUAGCAGGAGCAUUGACUAUCGCCCUUUACAAAGGAAAAGCUUUUCACUUCCAUCAUUUCAGACAGCAAAAUACAGUUAUCAGAACAGUGCGAGAGAAAAAGACCAGAGGGACUCUACUUCUAGUGGGUAGCGUACUGUCAUAUGGUAUGUGGUUCACUACACAGGUUAAAUUAUUCAAAGUAUUUCCCUAUAAAUUUUGUGCAACAAUGUUGACAUGCGUCAUAGCAUCAAUACAGCAAGUGAUAAUUGGCCUAUGCAUAACUAGAAAACCAGAGGCAUGGAAACUAGGUUGGAAUUUGCAGCUAAUCACCAUAGUUUACUCGGGGAUACUGGCCACUGCUGCAACAUUUUGUUUGAUUUCAUGGGCAAUUAGUGAACGUGGACCGACUUACCCAUCCAUGUUCAAUCCAUUGUCACUUAUUUUAGUUGCCAUACUUGAAGCUCUCUUCCUCGGUGAACCAAUCACGGUUGGAAGCUCGCUUGGCAUGUGUCUUAUCAUAGUAGGGUUGUACUCAUUCCUAUGGGGAAAAAGCAAGGAGCCCAAAUCCAAGCCUGCCGGUACAGCUAAAGAAGGCGGCAUAGCCGUGCCACAACCCGUCGGCUUGGAAUCGGUCACCAUAGUCAUGCCAGCUGAUACCAAAAUCCGCAAUGUUGAAGAUGAUAAGCAAAAUGCCACCUAUGCCAUGACAAGGUGA
Messenger RNA from Fraxinus pennsylvanica, 1182 nucleotides. NCBI's taxonomy places the organism in Eukaryota, Viridiplantae, Streptophyta, Magnoliopsida, Lamiales, Oleaceae. The record is from the annotation of a GenBank genome assembly.